AAUUGUGUUUGAAAGAAGUUUCAAGCCGUGUUGGCUUUUUAUUCGAGUUUUCAUUCACCACAUCCUUAUUCUGGUUCUUGGAAAGCUUAUGUGAAUAGCGAUGCUUCCCGCCACUUCUCUUCUUAUCUGACAUUGAUCAAUUUUCAUAUGUCUUCUGUGGCUGUUGAUACGCACUCUGAAACACAAGAUACUCGACGUACAAAUGCACUUAAAGAGUAUCAGCGAGUACUUUCGCAACAUAGAGAUAUUGAACAUAGAGUACGAAGGCUCCGAGAGGAAGUUAAAGGUCUGAAGCAACAAUUUGAUAAGACGGAAGACGAUUUGAAAGCGUUGCAAAGUGUCGGUCAAAUAAUAGGUGAAGUUCUUCGAGCUAUUGAUCAAGAAAAGUAUAUUGUGAAAGCUUCUAGCGGCCCACGUUAUGUGGUUGGCUGUAGAAAUAAAAUUGAUAGAGAUAAACUUAUACAAGGAGCACGUGUCUCAUUAGAUAUGACUACGUUGACAAUUAUGCGUAUACUCCCUAGAGAGGUAGAUCCUCUUGUGUAUAAUAUGUUGACGGAAGAUCCUGGUCACGUUCCCUAUUCAGAUGUUGGCGGUCUUUCGGAGCAGCUGAGAGAACUUCGAGAAGUUGUAGAACUACCUCUCACGAAUCCUGAACUAUUUCAACGAGUUGGAAUCAAGACUCCUAAAGGGGUACUAUUGUAUGGGCCACCAGGAACUGGGAAGACCUUAUUGGCCAGAGCGAUUGCUUCCAAUAUGGAUUGUAGUUUCCUGAAAGUGGUAGCGAGUGCUAUUGUUGAUAAAUAUAUAGGAGAAAGUGCCCGUAUUAUUCGAGAAAUGUUUCAAUAUGCAAAGGCACACGAACCUUGUAUUAUCUUUAUGGAUGAAAUUGAUGCUAUUGGUGGUCGUCGUUUUUCGGAAGGAACUUCAGCAGAUCGAGAGAUCCAAAGAACCUUGAUGGAACUCUUAAAUCAGCUGGAUGGCUUUGAUGAAAUUGGAAAGGUCAAACUUGUAAUGGCCACGAAUCGUCCAGAUGUGUUAGAUCCUGCAUUGCUUAGACCCGGUCGAUUGGAUAGGAAGAUAGAAAUACCGCUACCCAAUGAGCAAGGACGUUUGGAUAUUUUGAGAAUUCAUUCCAAGAAACUUAAUUUGGGAGGUGAAAUUGAUUACGAAGCAGUAGUUAGCCUUGCAGAAGGCUUUAAUGGGGCUGAUUUGCGAAAUAUUUGUACCGAGGCUGGUUUAUUUGCUCUUCGUGCGGAUAGAGACUAUGUUAUACAUGAAGACUUUAUGAAGGCAGUGCGAAAAAUUGCGGAUAAUAAGAAGUUGGAAUCUAAAGUUGAUUAUUCUAGUAGUUUUAAACAAAGCGAAUAAACAAGCGUUCGCAAUAGAUUACAUGGCUUUGUG
Molecule: messenger RNA, 1401 nt
Organism: Galdieria sulphuraria
Lineage: Eukaryota; Rhodophyta; Bangiophyceae; Galdieriales; Galdieriaceae
Product: AAA-type ATPase
Exons: 9
Coding region: 148-1368 (406 amino acids)
Biological process (GO): positive regulation of RNA polymerase II transcription preinitiation complex assembly
Cellular component (GO): cytosolic proteasome complex; proteasome regulatory particle, base subcomplex
Molecular function (GO): ATP binding; proteasome-activating activity; ATP hydrolysis activity
Source: RefSeq, a predicted model, not a curated record